UAUUUUUUUCAUCCACGUAUAGGUUAGGGUUGACGACGCAAAAAUGUAUCUGCGCGCACAAUUUAGUUAAAAAUUUUCUACGUCACUUUACGAAGUCGAAUCGUACGGCGUAUUAAAAUACGCUAAAAUAAAUAACGAGUGAGAAAGAAUUCUCUGCGUUUGAAAUAGUCUAAUUUCGCGAAAUACAUCAUCUGACAAGCACGAGAUUACAUUUAUUGCAUAUCUGCUGCAUCUUUGACAUAUAACCUAUACACUUUUUCCUCUACAUUUGUACAUUUUCAUCGUUCAAUUCAUCAAAGAUGAGUUCUCAUGGAAAAGCAGAGACCGACAGGCUCCGAAAAAAUCUGGAAGAACAAUUGGAUCGGCUUGUCCAACAGUUGGAGGAUUUGGAAGAUUGCAGAGUUACUCUCGACGAGACAGAUUAUCAGGAAUCCAAGGAAGAUACAAUGGAACAGCUCCGCGAGUUUAACGAGAGUCUACAACGAAUGAUAUCUGGAGAUAUGACGUUAGUUAAUGAACUUGGAGCAAUGCAAUUAGCUACUCAAGCAGCUAUCAGUGCAGCCUUCCAAACACCAGCUGUAAUAAGAAUGUUUGGUAGACGCGAGCCUGCCGGACUCAAGGAACGUCUCUCUCAAAUCGACCGUGACAUAAAAUUAGGAAAGUUAAACAAAGAGGCCGCUGAUCGCCAACGUGGAGAAAUAUUAAGCGCUUUGAGGCAACUUGGAGAAAAAUUGGAACCUUCUGAAUUACAGUUAUUGGAGCGAUUAUCUUUAAAUAACGUAGAUACGACUAGAUAUGUACAAGUUACUGAAACAGCAAAAGAAGGUAAAAUGGCUUUAGAUGUAGUCGGCAAGGAAGUCAGAGCUACGCAAGAUACUUGAACUGUACAACAGAGCCAUGUAACUGCUAUUAUAAUUCGCCAUAUUAUUUUUAAUUUGUCACUACUACACUAUUUAAAGCAUUUUUAGUCAUAAUGUAUAUCUAAUAUAAUUUUUUUAUAUUUAAAUUCCUUAUUUUGUUCUCUUUUGCUCCAAGUUGUUGUGUACUUUGUACAAUUAUAUUACUUGAUAUAAUCACAUUCAAAGCGUUUCCACUGUUCUGAGUUAAAAUAUCUACAUGUGCAAAAAUACAUGUAUAUUUAUGAAAUGAACUGCUUCAAAUUAUU
Camponotus floridanus (Florida carpenter ant) is the source of this 1165-nucleotide messenger RNA. RefSeq names its product protein LZIC. The coding region runs from base 300 to 881 and encodes 193 amino acids. The transcript has 3 exons. The record is from RefSeq and is a predicted model, not a curated record. Lineage: Eukaryota; Metazoa; Arthropoda; Insecta; Hymenoptera; Formicidae. Gene Ontology annotation, molecular function: beta-catenin binding.